ACAUGUAUCACGUGUUGUCAUUUGUGUUGGAUUUUUGUUUUGAAGACGCACGCGAUUUUUGGAUUCCAAUUUCUCAAAUUUUCUGUGCGUCCUAACCGCAGCAGUUGAGCAGUUUCUGAUCUGUGACAUCAACUAAAUUGGAAAUUUCUUUUAAAUGGCAAGUGUUGGUGAUGUUUCCCUGGAGGAUAUCGUGGGAAAGGUGCAGCAAACUUCGACAGCAAACAAGCCUACUGUAAAAUUACAAAAAACAGUGAAACCAGAGAGUUUGAUUCCCAGGGGCAAGCCAAAGUCUGGAAAAUUCUGGAAAGACGUGAAGAAGAGAGCUUCGUCUUUAAUUACGACGAGAGGUUUAAAAAUUGCUAAUUCCUUCGAGAAGAAAGAAAAGCUGAGAGCAGAGUUGAAACACUCUAAAGAACUUAGCAGAAGUAGAUUGGAUGAAAGGAAGAAACAAAUCGAGGCCAAGAAGGAGAGGCGGAGGGAAAAUCUCAAGAGACAGGAGGAAAAUAGGAAAAAAUCGGAGAUUGUCCAAGUGAUCCGCAACCCAGCCAAGAUCAAGAGGAUGAGGAAGAAGCAGCUUCGUAUGAUUGAGAAGCGAGAUACAACUAACAUGUAGGAAAAAGGUUACAUAAAUAAAAACACAAAAAUUCCAGGCGAGUAUGUUUUAUUGAA
Molecule: messenger RNA, 669 nt
Organism: Neocloeon triangulifer
Lineage: Eukaryota; Metazoa; Arthropoda; Insecta; Ephemeroptera; Baetidae
Product: coiled-coil domain-containing protein 86
Exons: 3
Coding region: 155-613 (152 amino acids)
Cellular component (GO): nucleolus
Source: RefSeq, a predicted model, not a curated record